This is a messenger RNA of Rhodamnia argentea, 2016 nucleotides long. Its product is annotated as E3 ubiquitin-protein ligase SIRP1-like. The coding region runs from base 649 to 1788 and encodes 379 amino acids. NCBI's taxonomy places the organism in Eukaryota, Viridiplantae, Streptophyta, Magnoliopsida, Myrtales, Myrtaceae. Gene Ontology annotation, cellular component: cytoplasm. Gene Ontology annotation, molecular function: ubiquitin protein ligase activity. Gene Ontology annotation, biological process: protein ubiquitination. The record is from RefSeq and is a predicted model, not a curated record. The transcript has 2 exons.
AGGUAAAAGCAGGAGAGAGAGAGAGAGAGAGAGAGAGAGAGAGAGAGAGGUCCGCCAUAGAGAGGGAGAGAAUCUUGAGCCAUCGGCAAUUUCUGAAGGACAUUUCACUUUCGUUGCUUCUUCGCCAUCGGAACUUUGGUUGCAACCGAAAAUCCACAGAUUCUCCGGCAAAAAUUUUGGGUGCUGUUUCAUUUUUCUUCUCUUUCGUUCUUGACUUGAAAUAGACUUUUCUCUGCAUACCCAGCAAUGCUCUGUUUGCUUAAAAUAAUAAAGAUAAUGAUGAUGAUGGUAAUAGCCAAGGGAGUUCUUGAAUAUUUAAGGUUGCGUGUCAAAUCUGCUCUUUCUUCUUCUUCUCCUGAUUUUUCAUGCCAUUUAUACCUUUCUGUGGUUGGUUUUGGUUCACUGUUUAUGAGGCUUCCAGAUUCUUCUGAAUUUAUUGCAGGGGCUUUCACCUACCCAUUUUGCCCUCGAAGCUAGCACGAUGGCCUAGGAUUACUUUCUAGAACGGAGAAAUUUCGCGAUUUACGAGUUGGUCUUGAGUUUGUGUUGGUGGGUAUUUCUGGAGCUCGGGUUUGAACGUUUGUUGGAGCCCUUGUUUCAUCUCUGUUGAAAGAAAGCUUCUGAAGGGGGAAAGUUGUGAAAAAGAAAAUGGAAGAACCAGUGGCAACAAGAUAUUGGUGCCAUAUGUGCUCUCAGACGGUAGACCCCAUCAUGGAAGUUGAGAUCAAAUGCCCGAUUUGCGAUAGCGGUUUCAUUGAGGAAAUGGGGGCUGGCACGGGGGACAGUCAGGGACAUGAUUUGGACUUGGGAUCAGAUCGAGCGCUCUCUCUUUGGGCCCCGAUCUUGCUCGGCAUGAUGGGCCAUCCCCAUCGCCGCCGAAUAUCAAGACGUUUGGAGUUUGAUGACGAGGAUGAUGACAACGAAGAUGGCGAAUCGCGGCAUGAGGGAGAAACAGAAUUGGACCGGGAAAUUGAAUCCAUAAUCCGGAGGAGGAGGAGAAGCUCCGCUACUAUUUUGCAAUUGUUGCAAGGCAUUAGAGCUGGAAUUGCUGCGGAAUCUGACGAUGCAAACCGAAAUAGAGACGUAGACAGAGAAGAUGGAGAGAGGGACAGAGAUAGGGAUAGGGAUAGGGAUAGGGAACAAGAGCGGGUAAUCUUUAUCAAUCCUUUUAAUCAAACUAUCAUUGUUCAGGGUUCAUCCUAUGAUUCAACGCGGAAUGAGAACACUGUUGGUUCACUUGGUGAUUAUUUCAUAGGCCCCGGUUUAGAUUUGUUAUUGCAGCAUCUGGCAGAAAAUGAUCCCAACAGGUAUGGGACUCCACCGGCACAGAAAGAGGCAGUGGAAUCGAUGCCCACUGUAACAAUCAAGGAGAACUUACAAUGCUCCGUUUGUUUGGAUGACUUUGAGAUUGGAGCGGAAGCAAAGGAAAUGCCAUGUAAGCAUAAGUUCCAUUGUGGGUGCAUAUUGCCUUGGUUAGAACUUCAUAGCUCUUGUCCUGUUUGCCGAUAUCAGUUGCCUGCUGAUGAGUCCAAGCUCGACUCUGAUGGGUCUAGAAAUGUCAACAACAGGAGGCAGAGGGAGAGAGAGAGCGAAAAUGGUCAUGAAAGUGGUGAAGAUGGGAAUGACGAUGAAAGAAGUGGAAAUAGCAGGAGGUUUUCCCUUCCAUGGCCUUUCAGUGGCUUGUUUUCAUCGUCGGGAUCUCAAUCCGGCGGAGGCAAUUCUCCAUCAUCCUCAUCAGCAACGCAGGCGAACGGCCAUGAAAGCUCUUCACAAAUGGAUGAAAAUUAAGUGCGGAGUUCUUAACAAACAGAUGAGACCUGAGCAUACUUUUGCGAGCUUUCGGCUUUUGUUGUUACUCUAUGCCGUAUAUUGCCUGAAGUUCUUGCGGUCGCUACUUUGCUAGUGUACAUAGUUCCUUGCAUUAUGAAUCCGGAUCCGUAACGAGCAGAUUGUGGUUACUUCUGCCUUUGCAUGUAUGUACAUCUUUUGAGCCUUGUCAAAUUUCCCUUGGCAUCA